Chlorella variabilis is the source of this 732-nucleotide messenger RNA. RefSeq lists its product as hypothetical. The transcript has a single exon. The record is from RefSeq and is a predicted model, not a curated record. NCBI's taxonomy places the organism in Eukaryota, Viridiplantae, Chlorophyta, Trebouxiophyceae, Chlorellales, Chlorellaceae. Bases 1 to 732 code for a protein of 243 amino acids.
AUGGACCGCCUACCCUGGCAAAGCGCAGCAGCGGACAUCUGUGUUGCAGUCAUCGACAAGACCAAGCUCAUGCCGCUCAGUGGGCGGCGGACCCAGCACGCGGCGCAGCAGACAGCAGAGGCAGCAGGCCUCACCUUCGCCGGCCAGCAGCUGGCGGCAGUCACCAGCUUCAAGUAUCUCGGCAUCGCCUUUCACUCCAGCACCUGCCUGGCAGGGGCAGCAGCGCCAGCCCGGGCACAGCUGGCGCGCCUGGCUAUGCACAACUGCCGGACCCGCUGCGCAGAGGUGGGCAUCGAGGCGGCGCCCGUCCAGCUGCGGCUUUUCGGCACCAUGGUGGACUCGGUGCUGUCCCAUGGUGCUGAGGUGUGGGGCGUGCAGCUGGCGGCCAAAGCGGCGUGCUGCCAUCGUGGCAGUGCCGGCAGCGCGGCCGAGAAGCUGCAGCUCAGCUACCUACGCCACCUGCUGGGGGUCCGGCAGAGCACCCCCAAUGCGGCCCUCCUUGCGGAGACUGGCGAGCGCCCGCUGUGGCAGUGCUGGCUGCGGCGGGCAGCCAAACUCUGGAACAAGACGCUGGAGGAGCGUCCCGGCAGCCUGUUGCAGCAAGCGCUGUUGUCCAGCGUGCAGCUCGCAGAUGGCGCCCACCCCCUGGCACACACUAGGCUGUGGAAUGGAGUUAUUAUUCUGAACCCCCCUUACCCCGCCGUUUCCCUGCACUUCAAGCAAGAGAACUGA